Apus apus (common swift) is the source of this 2734-nucleotide messenger RNA. It is a transcript of the gene HDAC3, whose product is annotated as histone deacetylase 3. The transcript is spliced from 15 exons. NCBI's taxonomy places the organism in Eukaryota, Metazoa, Chordata, Aves, Apodiformes, Apodidae. The record is from RefSeq and is a predicted model, not a curated record. Bases 496 to 1611 code for a protein of 371 amino acids. Gene Ontology annotation, molecular function: histone deacetylase activity.
AGAGCCCUGGGACAGGCUGCCCAGAGAGGCUGUGGAGUCUCCUUCUCUGGAGACAUUCCCAGCCCACCUGGAUGUGUUCCUGUGGGAUCUGCUGCAGGUGACCUGCUCUGGCAGGAGGGUUGGACUGGAUGAUCUCCAGAGGUCCCUUCCAACCCUUGACCACUCUGUGGCUACCCAAGGUGGGGGUGCAUGUGCAGGGGGGAAGGAAGGGACCUGAGGCAAGAGCUGUGGUGAUCACAAGAGGCAGGAGGUGGGUUUGUGGCUGAAGGUGCCAGGUGGGCAGGAAGGCAGGGUCUGAGGAGCAAUGAGUGGAACUGCAGUGAUCACCAGUGUCAGGAACUCAACAGACUGCAAGGUUUUCUGACUUACUUCCUGCAGGUCUUUUGUCAGUUAGCUUGAGGUACCUUCCAGCCAAAACCUGAGUGUUAUGGGACAUGAGCUUUUCCCCUCUCUCUCCUGAAGGUGUUCAAGCCCUACCAGGCAUCCCAGCACGACAUGUGCAGGUUCCACUCGGAGGACUACAUCGACUUCCUGCAGCGAGUGAGUCCCAACAACAUGCAGGGCUUCACCAAGAGCCUCAAUGCCUUCAACGUGGGAGAUGACUGCCCCGUGUUUCCAGGCCUCUUUGAAUUCUGCUCUCGCUACACCGGGGCCUCCCUGCAGGGGGCAACACAGCUGAACAACAAGAUCUGUGAUAUUGCAAUAAACUGGGCAGGGGGUCUGCAUCAUGCCAAGAAGUUUGAGGCCUCUGGGUUCUGCUACGUCAACGACAUCGUGAUUGGCAUCCUGGAGCUGCUCAAGUACCACCCACGUGUUCUGUACAUUGACAUUGACAUCCACCACGGGGAUGGGGUGCAGGAGGCCUUCUACUUGACUGACCGUGUCAUGACUGUGUCCUUCCAUAAAUAUGGGAACUAUUUCUUUCCUGGCACAGGUGACAUGUAUGAGGUUGGUGCAGAGAGUGGCCGUUACUACUGUCUCAACGUGCCCCUCCGGGAUGGCAUUGAUGACCAAAGUUAUAAACACCUUUUCCAGCCAGUCAUUAACCAGGUGGUAGAUUACUAUCAGCCCACCUGCAUCGUGCUGCAGUGUGGUGCUGAUUCUCUGGGGUGUGACCGUUUGGGUUGUUUCAACCUCAGUAUAAGAGGACACGGGGAGUGUGUGGAGUACGUCAAGAGCUUCAACAUCCCCUUGCUGGUACUGGGAGGAGGUGGUUACACGGUGCGCAACGUGGCACGGUGCUGGACUUACGAGACGUCACUGCUGGUAGAUGAAGCCAUCAGUGAGGAGCUCCCCUACAGUGAGUACUUUGAAUACUUUGCUCCGGACUUCACCCUUCAUCCUGAUGUCAGCACAAGGAUUGAAAACCAGAACUCCAGGCAGUACUUGGAUCAGAUCAGGCAGACCAUCUUUGAGAACCUGAAAAUGCUGAACCAUGCCCCCAGCGUGCAGAUCCACGAUGUCCCAUCUGACCUGCUCAGCUAUGACCGCACGGAUGAGCCUGAUCCAGAAGAAAGAGGCUCUGAGGAAAACUACAGCAGGCCUGAAGCUGCCAACGAGUUCUAUGACGGUGACCACGAUAACGACAAGGAGAGUGACGUGGAGAUCUGAGGGCUCUGCUGAGGGGCUUUGGACUCUGGUGGGGGCCCACACUGGACCUUGGUGCAGUUCCCGGGGUGGUGUAGGAGCCAGUUAGCCCUCCCUUCAUGUUUGAUUGCUUGUGGUGGCAGCAGAGACAGCACCACUGCAGGCUUCUGCUCCUGGAGAGGCAGAGAGCAGGGAAAUCGGUUCCUGUGUCACGGUUCAAGUUUCACCUCCCUGGGAAAUGAAAAUUCAAGGAGAGCUGGAAUUGUGCUGUGUACUGGCUGGUGGCUGCCAGCAGGGCCUGACCAGAGUUGGGGCAGUCACUCCUGGAGCUCCCUUGCAGGCUUCUGCCAGCAGGGUUGGAGCUGGAGCACCCAUGCCUACCAUCUUUGCCUCUCCUCAGCAGCAACCCUGGACACACCCUGCACCCCCAGCCCUCCACUCAGGUACCCAGUGGAUUGUCCUCUGAACCCUGCACUGAGGGUUGCUUCCUGAUGUCUCUUCUAACCAUCUGAUGCUCCACAGCUCCAGGAAAACCAUUUGAGAAGACAAGGCCAGCUGUGGGAUGGGUGUUGGGAGUGGCCUGGGAGCAGCUUGGGGGAGCAGGUUGGAAGAAUGUUCCCAGAACAGAAUCUUGGUUAUUCCCCUUCUACUCAAUUUUGUGUUCACAAACAAGUACUGCAGCCCUUCCCAAGCUGGACCUAACUUCCCUGUUCCCUUUAUUUUUGGAGAGGCUAAAAAUCACUGUGGAACAGAGGUUUGGCUGCCAAGGCCAGUACAUAGUGUGUCUUGCCCCUCUUGUAGCUUCCAGCUGUGUUUUCCAAGUUCACACGUGGCCCCCUCUGUCUGUUAGCAAGAGAUCUGGGCUGCUCCCUCCAAGUGGGAACCCUUCUCUCUUGACAUGCCCAGGAGACAUCUCUGCCUGUGGUGAGGGAAGCUGCUUCCUCCACAUCCUGUCUUGCCCUCACACAGCAGAGAUUCCUCUUGGCCAUCCCUCAAAUCCCAAAUUUUGCUGCUCCUUCUGAGUCAUCACCUGGUACCUGUUGUGGUUUGGGGAGGCAGGAGGGGUUGAGCCUCUCUCUGUACUGUUCUGUUUGUUUACUGAUGUCUUUAAACAUUAAAAGAAGAGGCAGUUAUUUUUCUUACCUGA